Messenger RNA from Suillus clintonianus, 1470 nucleotides. RefSeq lists its product as uncharacterized. The transcript is spliced from 2 exons. Bases 1 to 1470 code for a protein of 489 amino acids. The record is from RefSeq and is a predicted model, not a curated record. NCBI's taxonomy places the organism in Eukaryota, Fungi, Basidiomycota, Agaricomycetes, Boletales, Suillaceae.
AUGGACCACUACGCAACCCAAAUGAACCAAAGUUCCAUCCCAGGCCCGUCCCAAGAUGAUGAGCCUCAACCACAACUCCAACAUGCCGAACUCGUUCCUUUCGACAUGUAUGCCGAUCCAUCUCAGUACGCUCCACUUGGGCCAGCUCCCACAGCGUACGGAAUGGAGACCACAGUGUUCGAUGCUGGUGUGGCACCAUAUAGACUGCCACCCCUCAUGCCAGAUAUGAUGGGGUCUGCAGCCGUUCCAUCAUUCGAAGCGCAUUUUCCCCAGUCUCAGAUGGUCCCAGAACAAUUGUACGAUCCCUCCAUCCCUCCUCCAUUCGAACCCUAUUUCCCCCAGCCUCAGAUGGCCCCGGGGGCAUUGUAUGACCCCUCCAUCCCUCUUCCAUUCGAACCCUAUUUCUCCCAGCCUCAGAUGGCCCUGGGGGCAUUGUACGACCUCUCCAUCCCUCUUCGAUUUGAAACCUAUUUUCCCCAUCCAUGCCUUGUCGCUACCGGCAGGACAGGGAACAUCAUCAAAUCCUGUGUCAAGUGCCACGGCAUGAAGGUGCGGUGCGAGCGACCGGAGUCGGUCACUCCCAAUCCAACUCCAAAGCCUCAGCAGCUCCCCUCAAAACACGCGAAGUCCAAGGUGCCCUCAAGAAAAACCAGAGCAACGUCUCAUGCUCGCGUUGCAACUCCAAUCUUGGAGUCGGAAGAGUAUGCUAUCGAUGAGUCUGUUGCUGGCGAUAAAGCUGGUGACAUCAAUGCCGAUGCCGCUGCUGAUGUCGCUGCCGAUGUCAACAUCAAGAUGUCGGUCGACCCCCCAGUCGCGUCGGCAAACGACUUCCCUCCUGACCAUUGGAUUGAGCCCACCUCGGACAACAUGCCCUUGCGUAUUCCCACCCCCACUCCUGUCGCCAGCCCCCUUUCCCUCUCAUCGGCAUCUGUACCACUCACCAUCAUCUCUGUGCAUGAACGUGUACUUGCCCUUUCCGCUCAGGUCAAUGCCAUGAACCUCGGCGACCAGAUUUUCGCUGCCAGGCUGGAAGCCAUGGAGAAAGAAUUUGAGAUGCGCAUUUCCUCAAUGCGCGCGGAGCUUUCUGAGGUGCAGCAACAGGUUGUCCUCAAUGUGUCAUCCACAGAUGGCCCGAUCAACAUGGUCGAAAAACUUCGGCAGGCACAUGUUGCCACUAAUCCAUCAUUUCCUGCACCGCCGAUCAGUAAUCUCGGCGGUACCGUGGCCACCACACAGGUCCAAGCAUUGGGCAUGCAGUUUCUCAACGGCGUGUAUGGUCCUUCAGUCGCUCCCUCGGCAUCUCGCCCUUCCGGUUGGCCUGACCCACAGGGCCAGACUUUCACAUCCGGCCAUGCUGCCUCAAUUUCAGCAGUUGCCGGUCCUUCAUCCGCUCCUGUUGCGGAUCAACCUCAUUUUGAUUUGUCGCCGCCUUCUUCUGCGCCACCUGCUUCUGCCGCUCCCACUGUCUAA